Molecule: messenger RNA, 1194 nt
Organism: Labrus mixtus (cuckoo wrasse)
Lineage: Eukaryota; Metazoa; Chordata; Actinopteri; Labriformes; Labridae
Gene: cav4b
Product: caveolin 4b
Exons: 4
Coding region: 282-911 (209 amino acids)
Biological process (GO): caveola assembly
Cellular component (GO): caveola
Molecular function (GO): molecular adaptor activity
Source: RefSeq, a predicted model, not a curated record
CAAACACUGACACACACACACACACACACACACACACACACACACACACACAAGGAAUAACAGGCACUGUGCCACAUUAGCACUUGUGCUGCUCUAAGUCUGUCAAACACACUAAAGUUGUCUGUGUGAGCUGAGAUAAGCCCUAUGGGACAUUGUGAUUAGCAGGUUGGCCGGAUCUCAUUCACGUUUUGGAUUAGCACUUUUCUGCAGAGACAUCCCUGCCUUGGCUCUCUGCAAGGGUCUCUUUUAUUGAUACAAGAUUACCCAGUGAGAGAGUGAGGAUGAUGAUGGUGAGCGAUGACUGUCUUGUGGAGUGUAAGAUCGACGAUGACAGCGAAGAAGAAAAUGGAGAAGAGGAACAAUUAAAAAUUCCUCCACCUCCUCCAGAGUUUGCGUCUAAAGCCUCGACUCCAGUGCCAAAACCACCAACCCCUCCCACAGCCCCUGCCACGCCCACGCCAACACCUACACCAACACCUACACCUUCAUCCACUCAGCCUGUCAACAGAGACCCUUACGGCAUCAAUAAGCACCUAAAGGUGGAUGUCAGUGACGUGCUGGUGGAGCCCACCACACCUCAUAGCAUAGACCAGGUGUGGUUUUAUAGUGUCUCAGGCUUUGAGAAGACUCGUAUCUGGACAUACCGCUGCCUCUCCUUGCUGUUUGCUGUGCCCUUGGCGCUCCUCUGUGGUGUAUUCCUGGCCAUUCUUGCCAGUCUACAUGUCUGGUUUUUAGUGCCUUGCAUACAGCUGAGCAACACCUUCGUCCCAUGCCUGCGGUCAUUGUGUCUGUGUUCUGUGAAUGUUUUCAUCUCUCCCUUCUGCACAUCUCUAGCUCUCUGCUGCAGCCAAAUCAACGUUUUACUGUCCAAAAAGGACUGGCAUCCGACAAGAGACAAGGAGGCUGUUUGAAUGUUUGAGAGAGAGAGAGAGAGAGAGAGAGAGAGAGAGAGAGAGAGAGAGAGAGAGAGAGAGAGAGAGAGAGAGAGAGAGAGAAGGAUGUAACCUUUUUUUAUUUUAUUUUGUACUAUUAUUCUGCAGCCUGGUGAUGUUAAUACUGUGUCAUAUGUUUUCUACAUGAUAGCUUAUUAUUAUUUUGUAUUAUUAUUAAAACUAUGCUGAAAUCAGAGGUUAUACUAAAGUGCAAAACCCCGUUAAUAAAAUGUUUUUUUUAAACCUCCUGUAUUCUGUUACC